Daucus carota subsp. sativus is the source of this 3284-nucleotide messenger RNA. Its product is annotated as putative pentatricopeptide repeat-containing protein At5g59900. NCBI's taxonomy places the organism in Eukaryota, Viridiplantae, Streptophyta, Magnoliopsida, Apiales, Apiaceae. The transcript has a single exon. The record is from RefSeq and is a predicted model, not a curated record. Gene Ontology annotation, molecular function: protein binding. Bases 247 to 2964 code for a protein of 905 amino acids.
UAAGCAAUAAGUUCAGUUUGCUAAACAUCCGCUUACUACUUUAAUCAACUAAUCAAAAUAUCAAUUUCAAUAACAGAUCAGCGCUAACAAGACUUUGAUAUUCUUGGAAAAUCCCAAACACAACGAAUCGGGAGUAUUUGUUGAAUUGAGUCGCCUUAACUCUCAGUCAUAACUCGAGGUAAUCACUGAACCCAGCAAUACUAGAACUCCCCAAAUUUCACAUUUCAUCAACUAACCCAGACAGAAAUGAAGAAGCAGAAGCUCAUCCCCCUCAAACGACAUCGUUUUUCAAACCCCAACCCAAUCCCCAUCACUUCAACCUCACCGACCGAACACAACGACGAUAAUUUCAUCUCCAUCCUAAACGACAUCGUCCGAGGCAAGCAAAGCUGGAACACUCAGCUCAACAACACCUACAUUUCCUCGUAUUUAAAGCCUCACCAUGUCGAAAAGGUCUUAAUUCAAACCCUAGAUGACUCUCGUUUAGCUCUUCGUUUUUUCAAUUUUCUAGGUUUACAUCGUAAUUUUAAUCACUCCACGACGUCGUUUUGUAUACUAAUUCACUCGCUUGCUGUGUCUAAUUUGUACUGGCCUGCUUCGUCGAUAAUUCACACGCUUUUCGUGAAGUGUUCGGAGGCUAGGAUGUUGUUUGAUUGUUUUUGGUAUGCGUAUAAUGCGUGUGGAUUUAGUUCGAGUGUCGGGUUUGAUUUGUUGAUUCAGGCCUAUUUGUCGAAUAGGAGGGUGUUGGAUGGGGUUAGGAUUGUGAGGUGGAUGGGGGAAUGUGGGUUGGUGCCGGAAGUUAGGACGAUUAGCGGGGUGUUGAAUGGAUUGGUUAGGGUUAGGCGGUUUGAUUUGGCGGUGGCGGUUUUUGAGGAGGUUGUUGGUUUGGGGGUAAGGGCGGAUGCUUAUAUGUAUAAUGCGGUUAUUAGGGCGUUGUGUGAAUUAAAGGAUUUUGAGGGAGUGGAUCGGUUGGUUUGUAGGAUGGAGCGGAGUGGGUGUGAAUUGAGUGUUGUUACGUAUAAUGUGUUGAUUCAUGGGCUUUCUCAGAGCGGUAGGGGUGUUGAGGGUGUGCAAGUGAAGAGUUCGUUGGGUGAGAAGGGAUUGGAAGCUGAUGUUAUUACGUAUUGUACUUUGGUUUUGGGGUUGUGUAGAGUGAAGGAGUUUGAUAGCGCUAGGGAGUUGAUGAAGGAGAUGGUUGGUUUAGGGUUUGUGCCGAGUGAAGCGGCUGUUUCAAGUCUUGUUGAGGGGUUGAGAAAGAAUGGUGAUGUGGACGGUGCUUAUGAUGUGAUUAGUGUAGCGGGGAGACUGGGCGCUGUUUCGAACUUGUUUGUUUAUAAUGCAUUGAUUAAUUCCUUGUGCAAAGAUGGAAGACUAAAUGAAGCGGGGGUACUUUAUAGGGAUAUGUAUCUGAAAGGAUUGUUCCCAAAUGACAUAACUUAUUCUAUUUUCAUUGAUGCAUUCUCUAGAAGGGGAAAAAUGGAUGCUGCCCUUGUUUUCUUUGCUAAAAUGAAUGUUGCAGGAGUGAAAUCAACAGUUUAUCCUUACAAUUCUCUGAUUAGCGGGCAUUGCAAUUUUGGAAAGAUUAGUACAGCAGUGACUUUCCUUAGUAAGAUGAUUAAUAAGGGACUGGUUCCAUGUGUUGUAACUUAUACAGCUUUGAUAUCGGGAUACUGCAAAGAUAAACAAGUGCACAAAGCUUUCAGGCUCUACCAUGAGAUGACUGGAAAAGGAAUUUCACCAAAUACUUAUACAUUCACUGCGCUCAUAUCUGGUCUUUGCCGUGCAAACAUGAUGGAGGAAGCUAGUAAUUUGUUUGAUGAAAUGAGGCAAAUUGUUGUUCCUAACAACGUUACAUAUAAUGUCAUGAUUGAAGGAUACUGUAGGGAAGGUAACACAGUAAAAGCAUUUACAUUGCUGGAUGAAAUGACGGAGAAGGGUCUUGUACCAGAUACAUAUACUUAUAGGUCUCUUAUAAGCGGCCUUUGUUUGACUGGUAGGGUAUCUGAAGCAAAAGAAUUUAUGGAUGACCUUCAUAAAGAACAGAAGCAGUUAAAUGAGAUUUGUUUUAGCACCCUGUUGCAUGGUUAUUGCAAGGAAGGAAGGGUAGGGGAUGCAUUGCAUGCUUGCUCUGAGAUGGUUAAAAGAGGAAUUCCCAUGGAUGUUGUUUGUUAUGCUGUACUUAUAUAUGGAGUACUUAAACUGAAUGAUACCCCAAAAAUGUUGGAAGUUUUGAAGGUGAUGCACCUUGUGGGUCUCAGACCUGACAACAUUAUUUAUACUAAUAUGAUUGAUGCCCUCUGUAAAGGUGGAGAUCUUCAAAAGGCAUUUAGAUGCUGGAAGGUAAUGCUGGAAGAAGGAUGCCUUCCAAAUAUUGUGACAUUUACUGUAAUUAUAAAUGGUUUGUGCCAGGCAGGGCUUGCGGAUAAAGCUGAGAUUCUGUGCAACGAGAUGCUGGUUAGUAAAUACAUUCCGAAUCAUGUUACUUAUGGUUGUUUUUUAGACAAUCUCACGAAAGAAGGGUACAUGGAUAGAGCUUUACAGUUGCACAAUGCAAUGCUUAAAGGUUUUCUGGCCAACACUAUUACAUACAACAUGUUGAUUCGUGGUUUCUGCAAGCUGGGCAGGGUUCAGGAAGCAUCCCAAAUGUUAAUUGAGAUGACAAGUAAAUACAUUUUACCAGAUUGUAUAAGCUAUUCUACAAUUAUUUAUGAAUUCUGUAAAAGAGGUGACUUAAAGGUAGCCAUAAGAAUGUGGAACUCCAUGCUUGAAAAGGGUUUGCAGCCUGAUUUACUGGCAUACAAAUAUUUGAUACAUGGGUGUUGUGUUACUGGGGAACUGACAAAGGCUUAUGAACUGCGAGAUGACAUGACAAAAAGAGGUAUCAAGCCGAAUCACAGUAUCUAUAAUACUAUCGUUCAAGGUAUUUGCUCUAAUGGUUAUAAGCAAUUAAAUGGUGGUGAGUAACGUUAACAGACCUGCAGUAAUUGAUGUUUCAGAAACAAGCUGCAAUUUGACUGUAAUUUAGGACUAAUUUGAUUCUGAACAUAAUUUCAUAUAUUUAUGUAAAUUACAUUAAAAAAUGUACAAUAUUACUUUGGGGCACUACUUAGCAUGAAAAUGCUUCCAACAGAUAGAUAGAUAUAGGGGGGAGUAUGCUAUUUGUGUGAAGCCCACUCUUCUUUGAUAGUUGGCAGAUACAGUUGUAAUUUUUUCUUGUCUUCAGCAAUACAAAAACAUAGAGUAGUUUGGUUUAUCAUUAAUCCCUUUGAGGGAAAUUUUGUCUA